AAACUGAAAUGUUUUCACUCCCGAAAUAUAUCAGCAAUGUCACAACUUACAAGACUCGCAACAGCGCGAGUGAGACUGAGAGAGAGAGAGGAUGGUGUCAACUAGAAAAUCGUCGGCCCCUGCAACACCGCCGACCCAAUCCAGAAACCCUAUAACCCCAUUCUCUACCCCCAAAACCGUCUCUGCCUCCCUCAAAUCGAUAUUCUUGGAGGAUUGGUGGCUCGUCAAGGCUCAAGGAAACGCAUUGGCUGUUGAAGGCUUCGCUAAAUCACAGAGAUCUGCACAAAGAACUUUUAGCUCAGCAGCAAUUUCAAAGAGACAUACUGCCACAAGUCUUGAGACAACAGAUGGCGUCAUUGUCACACUCGGUGGUUCCUUAAAUAUCUCUCGCACAAGUCAGAACGGUUUUCUGCCCGAGGUAUACAAUCGCUAUCUGCCUGGAUUUCCAUUUGACUGGAAAGAGCAUGCGGCUGGUUUGUCGGGUCAAGGUUCUACAUCAAGUUCCUCAGCCAGAAAUUCAUCUCAAAAGUACAACAGGUCAUUAGAAGACGGUGAAAGUAAUCCGUUAACAUUUUCCAUAGCUGAUGUCCCGAUGACAGUUACACGUGAUUGCAUAAUGUCUUGUACUGGAGAUUCUAAACAACUGAAGACCAUUUUCGAUGAUAUACUGAGAACAUCCCGGGAAAAUGUUUAUGGAGAUACCACUCCGCAAAUGAACUCAAACACGGAAGAUGUGGAAGCUGGACGAAACGCCACGCCAACCACGGCUAAGAGUGUUAAGAUUGAUGGUGAAAAUAAUCAGAGUACAGACAUUUGGUCAAAAAACAGCCAGAAAACUAAGAAGGGAAUCUCUUCCCGAAAAAAACAGACCAACACGAAACCUGUACCGACAAGAUCAAGUACCAGGCUGAAGAAUCUCGAAAGCAAGGAAAGACGCAUCAGCAAUCUAGCUUAGGACUGAGAACCACAAGGGGUGCGUUAGGUCUGGGUGUUGCCGUCUCCAAUCAAGGUAAAGCAACUUGCAGAAAGAAAGACACAUCUCUCAUUCCCAACUGAGAGAACUCAAGAAAAUGCAGCAUUUCUGGAUGUUCUGUAUAUAAUCAAGUGUGCCAAUCAUUUAGUCAGUAUUGUUUAAGAAUUGCUCAGUUGUUCUUAUAUUUUGCAUUAUACGAACUUGUUUUUGCCAUGAUCUUUUUAGCCCAUGUUUACAGAUUACCUUACUGAUUCACUUCCAAGGCUUAACCAUGUCAAUAGAGGCUGGCAGAUUC
This is a messenger RNA of Argentina anserina (silverweed cinquefoil), 1268 nucleotides long. Its product is annotated as protein EMBRYO DEFECTIVE 1674-like. The record is from RefSeq and is a predicted model, not a curated record. NCBI's taxonomy places the organism in Eukaryota, Viridiplantae, Streptophyta, Magnoliopsida, Rosales, Rosaceae. The transcript has 5 exons. The coding region runs from base 92 to 955 and encodes 287 amino acids.